CGGUGCUAGCUUUACUUUACCGCUACGGUGUCGAGCGUAGGCCGCAGCAAGAUGGCGGCUCCGCGCAGGCAAUAUGGGCUCAUUUUGCCAAAGAAAACGCAGCAGUUGCAGAAACCUGUUUUGCAGAAGCCAUCAGUGUUUGACGAUGACUCUGAUGAGGAGACCUCCGUGAGAGACAGCCUUCAGAGAGAAGCCUUCAAGAAGCAAGUGAUGAAGCAGACCAAACUUGAAAUCCAGAAAGCCCUAGCAGAAGAUGCCACUGUGUAUGAAUAUGACAGUAUUUAUGAUGAAAUGCAGAGGAAGAAGGAAGAAAGUAAUCCUAAACUGCUUUUAGUAAAAGACAGACAGCCUAAGUACAUCCACAGCCUACUAAAAGCAGUUGAGAUAAGAAAAAAAGAGCAAGAGAAAAGAAUGGAAAAGAAAAUUCAGAGAGAACGAGAAAUGGAAAAGGGAGAAUUUGAUGAUAAAGAGGCAUUUGUGACAUCUGCUUACAAGAAGAAACUUCAGGAGAGGGCUGAGGAAGCAGAAAGAGAGAGGAGAGCCGCUGCCCUGGAGGCUCGUCUGGAUGUAACCAAGCAGAAAGAUCUCAGUGGAUUUUAUAGGCACCUUUUAAAUCAAACGGUUGGAGAAGAGGAAGUGCCUGAAUGCAGCCUUCGGGAAACCAGCUCUAGGAUAAAAGAGGAGAAGCCACGGGGCUAUUCUGAUGAAUUAAAUCCAGACAACGGGGUCCCAGAUGAUGGAGAUGUACCCAAAGCCAGAGUGAAAGAAGAGGAAAACCCUGAUGCAGACAGCGACAUUGAUGUGGACAGCAGCGAAGAAGAUGAUAAAAUGGCAGACAAGAGUCAUUCGAACUGCAAGAGUGGCAGGAGCCACGCCCACUCCAGCUCCUCAGGGGAGGACAGAGGCCAGUAUGACAAGGGCCACACCAGGGGCUCCAAGGCAGGAGGCAGUGAUCCAGCAGUGAGGGACAGAGGUGACCAGCAUCAGGACCGCGGACAUGAAAGCCAGGUCAGGGAGCAGAACAAAUGUCCCAUUGAUGGUGGUCGCCAGAAAGAAAAAACGUUUCAGCACAGGCCCAGGGAAGACAGCAGUAAAGAGUACUCCCGGAGGAGGCAUGAACCGGAAGAGAGAGAGAGAGGAAAAGAGAGAAGAGAGAGGAGGAGGACUGACAGCCGAGAGCGCAGGCGGGAGGAGGAGUGGGAGAAGCAGCCCCCCAGGGAUCGAGAAAGAGCCAGGCGGAGAAAUAGUGAAGACCAGCGCGAUGAGGAGAGGGAGGCGAGAGAGGGAGGCAGAGGCCGUGCCGAGAGAAAGAAACACCAGCAUGAGAAAAGCAGAGACAAGGAGCUGAGCACCGGGCCUUCAGAGAGGGAGGGGCCGAGCUCAGGUUCUGGGGUACAGGACAGGCCACGUGGGGAGGAAGGCUCCAGCGAGGGGGGAAACACGGAGAGGGCCUCCAGCCCCAAAGGAACCCAGGGCCCAAAGCACCAGCAAGAGGGGGGAGGAGAAGGAGGGGAGAAGCCGCCUGAGACUCAGAGCAAGUUUGCAAAGCGCAGCAGCAAAGAGACCGUGACGUCAGCGCGAGACCGCUACUUGGCCAGGCAGAUGGCGCGGUGUGGUGCCAAAACCUACAUUGAGAAAGAAGAGGACUGAGGGUCACCCAGCAGGGGGCUGAGCAUGUGUGGAAGGCAGCGGGGGCUGAACUGGCUGGAGGAGAGAAGAGGGCAAGGACUUUUUUUUACAUUUGUUAGGGGAAGGGGUACAGCGACUUAUACAUGUUUUGAGCACACUGUAAUUUAAUGUAAAUAAAAAUGUCCUUGA
Molecule: messenger RNA, 1818 nt
Organism: Vombatus ursinus (common wombat)
Lineage: Eukaryota; Metazoa; Chordata; Mammalia; Diprotodontia; Vombatidae
Gene: NSRP1
Product: nuclear speckle splicing regulatory protein 1
Exons: 7
Coding region: 52-1650 (532 amino acids)
Biological process (GO): regulation of alternative mRNA splicing, via spliceosome
Source: RefSeq, a predicted model, not a curated record